This is a messenger RNA of Euleptes europaea (tarantolino), 1209 nucleotides long. It is a transcript of the gene TAF12, whose product is annotated as TATA-box binding protein associated factor 12. The record is from RefSeq and is a predicted model, not a curated record. Lineage: Eukaryota; Metazoa; Chordata; Lepidosauria; Squamata; Sphaerodactylidae. Bases 15 to 653 code for a protein of 212 amino acids. Gene Ontology annotation, cellular component: transcription factor TFIID complex; SLIK (SAGA-like) complex; SAGA complex. Gene Ontology annotation, biological process: DNA-templated transcription initiation; RNA polymerase II preinitiation complex assembly. Gene Ontology annotation, molecular function: TBP-class protein binding; protein heterodimerization activity; DNA binding. The transcript has 6 exons.
UUAACCCCUUGAAAAUGGCCUCCCCCUUCACUGGUCCAACAGCAGUUUCUGAUGUAAUUAAAGACCUAGAUACUCAAAUAGCUCUGAUUGGUUUAGGCCCUCACACUCCCAAGAAGAAACAAGACCUUGACAAACUCUAUGAUCUGAAGGCUAAAGCCCAGCAGAUUAUGAACCAGUUUGGUCCAUCUACCUUGAUCAACUUAUCCAAUUUUUCCUCAAUCAAGCCGGAACCUGCUAGUACUCCCCCGCAUAGCUCCAUGGCAAACAAUACCACUGUGGCAAAGAUGCCUGGAACUCCUAGCAGCGGGGGGCGUCUCAGUCCUGAAAGCAGCCAGAUCUUAACUAAGAAGAAACUGCAGGACCUUGUUCGGGAGGUGGAUCCAAAUGAGCAGCUGGAUGAAGAUGUAGAGGAGAUGCUGCUGCAGAUUGCCGAUGACUUCAUCGAAAGUGUGGUGACGGCUGCCUGCCAGCUUGCACGGCACCGCAAAUCCAACACCCUGGAAGUGAAAGAUGUCCAGUUGCACCUUGAGCGCCAGUGGAACAUGUGGAUCCCAGGUUUCGGUUCUGAAGAAAUCAGGCCAUAUAAAAAAGCCUGCACUACCGAAGCUCAUAAACAGAGGAUGGCACUGAUCCGCAAAACUACCAAGAAAUAACGCCUGGGAAAGGCAGGAGAUAAAAAUGGCUUUUCUGGACUGGGAAAAAUAAAUCUGCCUCUAAGCUGUGGCAUCUCUAUGCCAUCAUCUUUGGGAUGGUUUACGCUUUACAGAGAGGCAUCUAUUUAAUGGUGCAGCAAUAUCUGACUUGGAGGGGAGAUCUGCCAAAAGCAUUAGCCCAGCCCGCCUCUCCCCCUCUCCAGUCUCUUUUCCCCCAAAGAACACAAUUUAUCUUGAAACACCAACUUUCUUUUUGUGACUUCAACAGUGAUUUAUGGUGUCCGGGAUUGUCCAAGGGACAGAAUAUCUUGGUAUUCUGGGGAACAGUAUUAGAAGCAGCUGUAGAUGUUUUUGUUUCCCUUUAACUCUUUGUAAUGUCAGUGUUUAGAUUUGUUUUAUUAGUAAAGAAAUUAUGAAUCUAAAACCAGGUAACAGUACUGGCACCGGUUGUGAAAAACACUUUACUGAGGGCAUCGAAGCUGGAGCAAGAGACUGGGCCAGUCUUCAAAAAUCUGUUCAAAACAAACUUAUUUUGAGGCUCAACAACGAGCUGGAA